This is a messenger RNA of Notothenia coriiceps (black rockcod), 3404 nucleotides long. Its product is annotated as R3H domain-containing protein 1. The transcript has 15 exons. The record is from RefSeq and is a predicted model, not a curated record. Lineage: Eukaryota; Metazoa; Chordata; Actinopteri; Perciformes; Nototheniidae. Bases 181 to 2262 code for a protein of 693 amino acids.
CCCGGCAGGCUCUCCCAAACAGGUUCAGAAUCGUGCAGCAGCGUGGGUUCUUCGUCCAGUUCGCUGUCUCGUCCCCAGCUUUCUGUCGCCGUCUCAGGCCAGUCUUGGUCCAACAUCCCCAGCGCUCCUUUGAUCCAUCCGUCCUCCACAGACACUCGGGGCUCCUCCGGACACCCUGACAUGAUCAAGAGUGUCCCUCCGCAGCCACCGUCCGCUACAGACGCAACCAGCUAUUACGUGUUGCCGCUGGAAGCCUCAGGGAUCCCACCUGGCAGCGUGCUGGUCAACCCUCUCACAGGCAAGCCUUUCAUCCACCCCGAUGGCAGCGCUGUGGUUUAUAACCCGGCCUCAAACGCUGCAGGCAGGAAUCCUCAGCAGGGGAAAUCUCCACAGCAGCCAAUCCCUGCCCCUCCUCAACAGCAGCAGCAGCCGACCAAUCACAUCCACUCCCAGCCGAUCUGUCCUCCUCUCCUGCUGUCCUCUGAGCCUGUUCACAACCCGACGGUCUCCUAUCCUCUUCCUCCUCUUCCUCCUUCUCAGUUCCUGCCCGUCUGUGCUAACCAACAGUACACUGUGCCUGACGCCCUAAACGCCCAGUUUGGUCACAUGACUCUGGCUCAGCAUCCGCCCGGUGACAACGUUGCUUCGGCUCCAGACACCCGCCAUUACCCAGCUGUAUACCAACAUAUAAACCACCACCAACACCACCACCCCUCCUCCAUGGUGCUGCAGGGAGCUCCUCCUCCUCCUCUUCCUCCUCAUCAUCCUCAUCCUCCUCAGCAUCAGCAGCAGGUUGCUAGCUACAUGUUAGCAGGGCCAUCAGGAGGGAUUCUGCAGGGUCCACCCGUCCCGAUACCAACACCCGGCCCAAAUCACGCAUAUCCCAGCUCCACCCCGGCGUUGAACCAGCAACUCCUGCAGCAGCACACUUACAUCCAGCAGCCUGUGCAGCAGAUGCAGUGUUAUUGCUCCUCAGCGCACCACCCUCACUGCUCCCCCCAGCAGCAGCAGCAGCAGCAGCAGCAUCACUACAGACCUGCUAUCACCCCGCUGCCCUACAACUGCCCUCAGAGCCAGAACCUGCCCCAGCAGCAAGUGCACCAAGCCAUGAUGCCAAACCCAGCGUCCAGCUACCAGACCAUAAUGGGCAUGCAGCCAACCUCCAGCCUCGCGCUCACUGGCAACCAGCAAAGCAAUAUGGGCAACCAGAUGCAAGGCAUGAUGGUCCAGUACCCUCCAAUGCAGUCUUAUCAGCAGGUUUCCAUGCCGCAGCAGUCGUACCAGCAGCCGGUUUUUGUUUCCUGUCAGCCGGGGCAGGGGGGGGUGGCGGUCGCCGGCAUGCAGCCCUGCUACAGCCUGCUGCCCCCCAACCAGCACACCACCAUGAGCUCCACAGUGAGCUUCCUGCCGGCACAGAUGAUGGAGCAGCUUCAGUUUCCUCAGACCUCGUCGCCCUGCGUUUCCCAGCAGCACCCGGGCCAACAGUACGCAGGGUUGUUACCCGCGGCCCCCGGUGGUGGCAUGGUGAUGCUGCAGAUGACGGCGCCCUCCUGCCAGCAGCAAAGAGCCCCCUCCCCCUGUCAGAGGAAACCAACCAGCCACAAACACCCGGAGCACCAGCGCAGCCGCAGACCUGCAGAACUCCUGCCGCCUCCAGAAAACACCCAGAGCAGCCGGCCCUUAUCGCGGGCCCUCACGCCCUCGCCAGGCCACCCGCCCAGCGUCAAGGGCCUCCCAUCAGGCAUUUCCUCCAUCCCUGUCAUGGCCCACCACCCGCACCACCCCCCGCCGCUCCCUACAGCCUUCUGCCACAGUGGACAAGGUGAAGCACACUACUCUCUACUGGGCCAACCUCUGCAGUACAAACCCUCCAUCAGACCUCCGCUGAUCCACACCGCCCACAUGGUGGCCAAACACCAGGGUCCACUGGGGGUUUGGCGAAGCGCUCAUGGGAGGAAGGCCAGCAGAAAACCUCUGUCUUCAGAUCUCAGUGUAGGUGAAGCAGUGAGCAGUCAGAUCCUGGAAGUGACACAUCCUCCGGAGGGGAUCAGCUGUACAGAAUCACACCACCUCCUGGCAAACUUCUGCAAAGGGGGCCAAUUGAUCCAGCGAAACACCACCAGGGACGCUCACCUGGCCUCAUCAUACUCCAUCUUUGCCAUGCUACCCUCCAGAUACUCCGCCCCGAGCAGCACGCUCCACCACAGGACUAGCACCGGACACAAAGUGGAGCGCUGUGACUCUAACUCGGCGAACUCAUAGCUGCUAAAACUCCCGGUGCGUCAAAGGAGCGUGAAACGAACGCACGUCGAAAACCACCUGCCUCUGCUGCCUCAGUCUGGAGUUCACAGACUCUGUCCAAAUCAAAAGCUAAUGUUUUGAAGAAUGAAUGUUCACUUUUUUAAUUUUGUUUUACUGCAUUUGAUCUUUUUCCUGGCCAAAAGGUCUGAGGUUUGUUUUUUGAAAUGCGUCCGAUGACCGUCUCUAAAAAAAAAAGUUUGCUGUUCGAAAGUGUUUGGAGAGCUUUGGGAUUCUCUUUUUAAAAAGCAGGUGUAUGCAUCAUAUCGAGCUCAUGGUGAUCAUAAUCCAACUGUUUCUGGUUCAAUCUUAUUCUUGUGCCCACUUGACACGUGAAAUUGGGGUUCCCCUACCAUGUAAUUGAAUUCAAAUUGAGCAUUCAUAUCAAAGCAAGUGUCAUAUUUUAUUUAACAUUCAUCAAUAAUUCCUUCAUCUGUUUUCUAGCCACUGAAACUGAGAAGCGUUUAUCCGCAGUGAGGUACACAGGAAUGAGUUCUUGUUCAACAGGGAGGCUGUGGCUUAGUGUGUAGUGUGCUAGACUUUGAAUCAGGGGAUAGCAAGUUCGAGUCCCACUGCAGUCAGUAGUCGUUGUGUCCCUGAGACACUUCACCCCAAAUUGCUCCUGUGGGGAUUGCCCUCAGUAUUGAGUACGUAAGUUGCUUUGGAUAAAAGUGUCUAACAAAUGACAUGUAACAUGUAAUUCAACAUGCUCCCAACGAUAACACACAGCAGCCCAUACCAUAAUAAACACUGAAUAAUAGAUAUACUACCUGAAUUAUUUGCAGUCACUUUUAUACACAGUGAAUGUUGGAUUUGCACUGAAGUGAUGAACGAGAUGGAGAUUUAAUUGCUAUCGGACUGGGCCUGGAUUUCUUUCUUCUAUCGACCCCAUCGUUCCUGUUUGUUGCACUCGACCAGGCCACGUUCUUUUAUAUUUAAUUAAAAUGUUUAUAUGCACAAGAAAAAUGCAAACGGGUGUGUCGUUCUACUUUGCUUCUUCUUUUUUGUUUGGGAUUUUGUUUGUGUGAAUCAUGAGGUCGCUGUGUCUGGUGUGGCUUUUUUCCUCUUUUUUUUUUGGUUUGACUCUAAUAAAUGUUUGCACCACA